Oncorhynchus tshawytscha (Chinook salmon) is the source of this 3981-nucleotide messenger RNA. Its product is annotated as uridine-cytidine kinase 2-A. Gene Ontology annotation, cellular component: cytosol; cytoplasm. The coding region runs from base 801 to 1649 and encodes 282 amino acids. The transcript is spliced from 3 exons. NCBI's taxonomy places the organism in Eukaryota, Metazoa, Chordata, Actinopteri, Salmoniformes, Salmonidae. The record is from RefSeq and is a predicted model, not a curated record. Gene Ontology annotation, molecular function: kinase activity; ATP binding.
UGGAUUUCCGAGUUGUAUGAGCAUUAAAACGAUUUUACCAGCUGGAGUUAUUUUCCACCCGUUUUUUCGAGUUCCCAGUUGAUUUGAAUGCGGCAUAAAGAACGAUCGUAGACUGUCCACAGAUAGGGCUCAUUUGUCUCCGCUGUGCAAGGAACAGGAAGUGGUCAUGGGUAGACGGGAUCCAACUUUUGUCUUUGCUAGAAGGGUCCAAUAUUUGUCAAAUUAACUUCAAAUUUGACUUUUCGUUUUACGCUUCGAACACACCGACUGUGUUUUGCGUUUUGAUUCAUCAGAAGUACAUUCAUUUCCAAUGGAACCUUGCGUUUGCCUUGCAGCAUGGAUUUAUCGAACGUAUGCAUCAAAUUGUAUGCGUGGACUUACUUGACCGAAAGCAGCAAAAUGUGAAUGUUGAAUUUUUGAUGCACACAUAUCCAGUAAACAAAUGUGGGAUAACAUAAUAAAGACAGUUUGACUAGAAUUUCUUUAAAUGUUUUAUUCAUUUAUUUGCCAAGUAUAUAAUUUUUUCGAUGACAUCCACAAAUUAAUUAUGAGAGCCUAUAAUAUAAUUUCCCGAAAUUAUUGCGAAAUGCAAUAAUAAAUAGUCAACAAUGAGACCAACGUUGAGGAAGUUGGUCUUGAUCGCGCCUGUUGGGUCGGGACCAGCCCCGCCGAAAGCAGAGGUCUAGAGAUGGUUAAAGUCCCGAAAGCAGGCAGGGGAGUUCCACGGUCUCAUUCAAGAGCUUCGACUGUUUGGAGAGGAAUUUCGUCAGGACCGAAGCCAGGUCGAUCACCUGCUCCAGAUGGUUGGAGCCAGGAUCGCCCGGGAGUCCAUCAGCCCAGUUGAACGCCUGACGAUUUGUCUCCGAUUCUUGUCGACAGGGGACUCCUACAGUACCAGUGGAUUCAGCUUCCGAGUUGGACGGUCCCCGGUGGCAGGCAUUGUCCCCUCUGUAGCACAAGCCAUUUGGGACUGUCUGGUUGGUGAAUACAUGCCUGUCCCCAAGGAGGAAGACUGGAGGGCCAUCGCUGCUGAGUUCCUGGAGAGGUGGAAUUUCCCCAACUGUCUUGGCUCCAUUGACGGGAAACAUGUAGUAAUCCAGGCUCCACCGUGCUCGGGUUCGCAAUUCUACAACUACAAGGGUACAUAUUCAGUUGUACUCUUGGCUGUAGUAGAUGCAAUCUACUAUUUCUGUGUUGUCGAUGUUGGUGCUUACGGCAAGGGAAGGGAUGGCGGGACCCUCCGGGACUCUGCCUUCGGCCAGGCACUUCAGGAUGGCACCCUGGAGAUUCCACCAUCACUCACUGGGGCUGAAGACCUGGGACCUGUUCCCCACGUCUUCGUCGAUGACAAGGCCUUCCCUUUGAGACCCAACCUCAUGAGGCCCUACACUGGACGCCAGCUGCCAUUGCCAAAGCCUGUAAGGAUCUUUAACAAACGACUGUCCGGGGCAAGGUUAGUUGUUGAAUGCACCUUUGGGAUUCUGGCAGCCCGGUGGAGAAUGUAUUGGAGAGUGCUUGGUCUCAUCCUCUCAAAUGUCAAUGCCUGCGUGAAGGCCACAUGUGUUGUCUACAACUACCUGCGGAGGUCAUUUCAGGAGCCGUUUGGGAUGGAGAUGGGAACGCCAAAUGGUCACCUACCUGAUGUCUAACAACGCCCCUAGACAGGAACUCCAGAUGGUCAAAUGCGGUUGGACACAUGGAGGAGAUAAUCAUUUUCUCAGUAUCCUCAAAACCGUGUCUUUUUGACACAACUGCUGAGCGCUACGGGGACAUAAACACAACAAAAUGCUGCUUGGAGACAAGUGUCCAUGAUAGUAGGAUUGCCAGGUCAGUUGAGUAGUGAGCUUGUGCUAGAUGUGGCUAGUUAGCUAGCUAGCUAACCUAGCCAAUUUUCUUUUGUGUGUGUGUGUGUGUGUAAGAAAUAGUCAAAUCCAUUAUGCUAGUUACUACCCCUGAUAACAUUACCAAAUAAUCAUGUUUGAAAGAGUGUGAGUGUGUAUGUCAGAUAAAUAGUAAUAGAGAUGGUAGAUACAACCACCGCUGAUAAUUUGGUCAGAUAACCGUGUGUCUAUGUGUACAGUAGGUGACAUGUCCAUGAUAGCUAUCUAAUAACUAUAGUUAUGCUAGAUAAUGGUUUGGCUUAUCAUGUUCAUGUCUAUGUAGAAGAAGACUGUAGGAGUAAGUGGAGAGGACUCCGGGACAGGUAUCAGAGAGAGAGAAGGGCAGAGAAAGAGAAGAAGAGGUCUGUGUCAGCAGCUUCAGGCCAGCAGCCUUGGCACUUCUGCCACAUUCUUUCUUUUCUGGAUCCAUUUAUUGUGCCUCGGGCAACGAGUGGCAAUUUUACAGCCAGACCCUCUACUACAUCAUCCACAAGUGUUGUCGCCACCGGUGCAUCAAGACCCUCAACGUCACCUACAAGUGUGACCACCGCCUCCACCGGUGCAGCGAGACCCUCUACAACGUCUACAUCAUCCACAAGUAUGACCACCACCGGUGCAGCCAUGGAAGAUGAUGAAAUGGAGGAAGCACCUCUGGAUCUACGACCACCUGAGAUUAUUAUGAACCUCACGGAGGUGACCACUGAGGACCUUGUUGAACAGGAUGUGGCCAUGGAGAGAAACAGAGAGAGAAACGAAGAGGAACAACGUCGCCCUACCAGGCGUCAUCGGCGGUACUAGCCCCCCAGAUCCACUCAACUCAUUUCAGCAGAGGCUCCUCCAAGCCGUCGAGAGGGAUGCUGCCCAACCUGAUGCUCACAGGUAGGAGGAUGAAGAGACCCUCUUUGCCAUGAGCCUGGUGCCAACACAGAAGAGGCUGCCUCAGCAAAGAAAAGCAACAGUCAAGGAUAAAAUGUAUCAGCUGCUUUUCGAAGCCGAGUUCAAUGGUACGUUUUUUUCUCCCCACAUCACAGGUAGUGUCAUAAGUGUUGCGACAGUGAAGUAAAGUAGGUCAUUUUUACAGUAUAGUCAUGUAGGCUAAUUGGUAUUUCAGAUCAAAGUAUUAAUGAGGCAAAUGUAUAGCUGUUGUUUCAGGGUUAGAAAAUAUCCUAAAACAACAGUUUGCUGUCUAAAUAUUUGCAUGUCAUAUCUUUUUGAUCUGAAAUACAAAUUCCAUGAGUAAACAGCAAGUAUUACGAACUUUACCACACUGUUCCAAUAUUUAUGCCACUAACUACACAAUCAGUAUUUAGUUAACAUAAAUCUCACCUUUUUUGGUGUUAUAUUAUGUUAAGCUUGAAUGUGUUGUUUUUCUCUUCCCUAUAAGAAAUGGAGUCAAUUUAGCUGACCAGCUCACAGGAAGGACAGGAGAGAAGAGAUGUCUGGUUGUUGUUUUGACCUCCCUCAUUGUACCUUUCUUUUCACACACGUCAGUUCCGUUUAAAUUCAGUCAAUUCAUAAAGUAAUUUGUUUAUAAAGUCUUAGGAUAGCAUCCAUUAUUAGUGUUACAUAGAUUUCUGAAUUGACAGAUUUGAAACUCAUACACCGGAGAAUUCACAGAUGCUCUUGUUGGUCUCUUACAAGACUAAUGGUGAAUAUAUUUCUUUAAUUUAAAACCACUUGAAAACCAGGAUGUUGAACCUGUUUGUGAAGUUAUGUUCCAUCGACUGGGGCCAUUUGUUUGUUUAGCUAUGUUAUGGUUACACAUUAUUUUAAUUUUUUUCAGAGACGGAGACACACACACGCCUCUCCUCCACUCCUCUCUGUACCUCACAUCUCCAGUGCCCUGCCCCCUCUCUCUUUAUGGCCAUGUCUGAAGUUCCCCUACUAUGUCUAGGCUUAAUGAGUAGUCCCUGUAUCGGUCUGCAGUUGUACUCUUGUUGUUCUCUUACAGAUUACAGGCUUCACAUUAAUUUUUUAAAUUGUUUUAAACAUACACCUCUUUCAAUAGUUACAUUUAAAAAUAAAAAUAAACAUUUUUACAACACACAUACCUGUCAUGUUCUUUCCUGUACUUGAAUACUUAUUAAAUUAUGUUUCCAAA